This is a messenger RNA of Microplitis demolitor, 4742 nucleotides long. RefSeq names its product scavenger receptor class B member 1. Lineage: Eukaryota; Metazoa; Arthropoda; Insecta; Hymenoptera; Braconidae. The transcript is spliced from 8 exons. Gene Ontology annotation, cellular component: membrane; cytoplasm. Bases 421 to 2214 code for a protein of 597 amino acids. The record is from RefSeq and is a predicted model, not a curated record. Gene Ontology annotation, molecular function: scavenger receptor activity.
AUUUUUCAAAGUCGCUCAAUCAGUGUCUGCACUUUUGCACGGUAUCGCAAGCCGGGAGGUUCAUUUUUCGUGGGAGUACUAGCAGUAAAUCUUACCAAGUCAAUUAAAACAAAAAUAUAACUGGCUAUUCUAGAUUUUUACAUUUGAGUUUACUCCUCACAUAAUUUGAAUAAAUUUACAAUACUUGCGUUUACCAUUGAAAUAAGUAUUCAGAGAUUUAAAUGAGUGUAUAGACGACACGCGUUCGGAUACGUCGUCAAAUAUUUUCUUUAUCAGUGAUUUUAUAAUUUGAUAAAUAUUAUUAUUUACAAAGUGAUAGUGAUUUAUUACCACUUUAUUGUCUAAUUGAUAAUAUUUAACAGUUUAAAUAUACAUAAUUAAAAAUAGUAAUAUUAAUAAAAAAAUAGAACAUAUACCACAAUGAAAGAUUUAAUGUCUAUUUGGAGUCGUUUGGCUGGGCGACAUUACACGUCUGUCAAUGCAAAUGUUAAUCGUCAACCAAGCGCGAAUGAUCUUGAUGAUUCAGAUAGUGAUCCAAGUAAUCUUCAUUCAAAAUCCGCAAUUGUAGUUAACAAAUUUUUCAAUAGAACAUUGUCAGUACAUUCCAGCGGCAGACGAAAAUGGCCUAAGAGUAUCUUCACAUUUAUGAGUUUAGGCCUUCUUGGUAUAACUUUUGGUGUGUUAAUACUCGUGAUUCAGCCCUACGAGCUACUUUUUAAAUUAAAAGUUAUAUUCAGCGACAAUGGUGAAAUUUUUGAAUUGUGGAGGAAGCCGCCAGUUGAAUUGUACCUAAAAGUUUACUUAUUUAACGUAACUAAUCGUGAAGAAUAUAUAUCAGGCAUUGAUUCUAAACUCAAGUUCAAAGAAAUCGGCCCGUAUGUUUACAGAGAACAUUUAGAGCAUUCAAACAUAACCUUUAAUGAAAAUGGAACAGUUACCGCAAUUCCGAAGCAUCCACUCACAUAUAUACCAGAAUUAAGUGGUGGAGCUGAAGAUGACAUUCUCAUCUUACCGAAUAUUGCAUUACUGAGCAUCGCCAAUGUUAUGAAAGAUGCUUCAAUAAUUACAACUUGGCCAUUGAAUGCUUUGAUCAAACAGUCAGAUUCACAUCCACUUGUUAGAAUGACAGCACGAGAAUUUAUGUUUGGUUACAAAUCUAGUCUUGUUACACUCGGUAACAGUUUUAUGCCAUCAUGGAUUAAAUUUGACAAACUUGGAUUGAUCGAUCGGAUGUAUGACUUUGAUGGUGAUUUUGAAACUGUUUACACCGGAGAAAAAGACAUAAGAAAAACUGGACUAAUUGAAAAAUAUAAUGGUGAUGUCAAUCUACCUCAAUGGACUGGAAAAUGUGGAAAUGUCAAUGGUGCAAGUGAUGGAGCCAAAUUUCCAAGUUAUAUUGAACCAAAUGACACACUAAUAUUUUACAGAAAAAGUCUUUGUCGUAGUGCUAAAAUGGUACGGAUAGGUGAGAAAGAUGUUAAAGGUCUACAUACAUAUAAAUACAAAUUUAUGGACAAUGAAUUAGACAAUGGAGCUAAUAAUUCUGAAAAUAAAUGUUUUUGUCGCGAAGGACGAUGCUUACAGCCAGGUUUAAUUGAUGUCACUGAUUGCUAUUAUGGAUUCCCUAUUGCUUUAUCGUAUCCUCAUUUUUACGAAUCAGAUCCUUCGCUUCUUGAAGGGGUAGAAGGUCUUAAACCCGAAAAAGAAAAACACGAAUCGUAUUUUUAUAUUCAACCUAAAUCAGGACUUCCAGUAGAUUUAGCUUUUCGUUUUCAAAUAAACAUGGCUUUGCAAGAUAUCAGCAGAAUUUCAAAUGUCGAGGGUUUUUCCAAUCUCGUGUUACCUCUACUGUGGUUUGAAAUCGGAAUGUAUGAGCUUCCGGAAAGUAUGAAUAACCGGUUUAUUUUGUACUUAAAUGUAUUACCAGUAGUGCAAGAUGUCGCAACUUACGCGCUUUUCCUUGGCGGAAUAAUAUUCCUCGUAUGGAGUAUCGUGAAGAUAUUAUUAUACCGACCAAAAGGACCAUCUGGAAGAGCAGUCCAAUGGUUUGAAUCAGACCUUCAACGAAAAAGACUUAACUUCUUCAAUGAAAAACGUAAUUCGUUCCGUGCGAAACCGAUGGACACUUACUACAACUCGUUAUUAGAACCUAAAGAAGAAAUGACGCCAAUGACUGCGAUGGUUAAUUCUGAGUUCAAAGAAGAUCUUGUAUAAUCUUUCUAUAAAGGAAGAAUUAAUACGAAAACCGAUAAAUGAAUCACGUAUGAGUGUGAUUCUGAAAAUAAAAUGUCGAGAUUAAUGUACAACAUGUCUCACAACACGCCAACCUCAUCAACUUCUACGUGAACAAAUAUUGAAUACUUAUUAUUUUUUUAUACUCUCAUGAUUUAAUCAAAAAAAUAAUUGGUUUUAUAUUAUUACACAAAAGUAAAUAGCAACAGGGAUAGGAAUUGUAGAGUGAAAUAUGAUAAAAAAGUAUUAUAAACAGUACGGAAAUUAAAGUGUGUUCAAAUCCGUAGAAAUCCGUUAAAAAUUACGGUUGACUUGUUCAUUAUUUCGGCGUUGAUUAUCAUUAACCCUUCGUCGGUCGCGUGCAUUUUCCAGCCAAGUUAAGUCGCGUAACCGUGUUAAAUUGAACGCGCUGUUGCCAACCCUGAUUAAGAAAAAUGAUUUAAUCCAUGCUAAGUGUACAUCUAUAUAUUAGUGGAUUCAAGUUGUUUUAAAUCAUUUCCAAUUGUUUUGAAUCAUUUCAAAUAAUAUUUCAUAAUCAGGGAAAUAUCGAACCGCAACUUUUAUGUGUUGUCCCAGUAUUAAAAAAUUUGUUUUUCUAAUAAGAAUAUUAUUAACAAUUUUAUAUAAAUAAAAUCACACUCAUUGAAGUUAGCGAACAUCUGAAAAUUUUUGAAAUAAUAAAUGAAAUGUUUAUAAAAUAAAAAUAAAAAAAUGCAUAUUUAGAAAAUUCAAAAUUCAGUACGUGCAUUUUUUAAAAAUUUUAUUAUUUUAAUUGUUUAAUUUUAUUAUAUGUAAUCAUAAAAUUGUCGUAUACCUGCUACAUUUACACUCAUAUAAAAUCAUUAAUAUUAAAUAACAAUUAAGUUGUAAAUAAAAUAAUUAAAGCAAAAACUAACCUGAAAAAUCACUUCACUUUAAAUAGUUGUACCACAUGUGGUAAAAAAGGAUAAAAUGGUCGCAGUAAAAAUUUGGCAACAUCGCAGUUUAAAAAUGACUUGGACACUUUCUCGCACCAGGUGGCAGAGCGCCACUUUCUCAUACUCGGUCUCGAAUAUUAAAAUUUAUUAAUAUUUUCCAAGUGUUUUUAUGCUUGUAAAUCGCGUUAAAAUUUUCACAACAGUUCAAAGAAGGAAUUAAAUUUUUUUCAAAGCUACUAAUUCAAGCAAUUUUGAGAAAAAAAAAUAAAGUGUAAAAAAGUCGGUGCCACGCUCAUUACGCUACUGACGAGGGGUUAACUACCAGUGGAAAAAUAACCGAAAAAGUAACCAACGGUAAAAAUUAAUUUAAAAAUGUGCAGAUGAUAAAAGUUACUUUUAACUAUACGUCGGUUAAGUUUUUUAACCAACAAUUUCACCGGUUAAUUAAUAUUCAUAGUGAUAAUCAUAAAUCUUUGUACAAGUAGUGGAGAUAUUAAUGGUACAAGUACUGAAUUCGAUGAAAAAUAAUAAUAUACGUAAUCAUGAUAUUCAAGACAGACAUUUUUAAAUGAAAAAAUGUAUUUUCUAAGAGUUUGAUAUCAAUGUAAAUACUGUAAAUAUAUCAUUUAGCUGAUAAUUAAUUAAUUAAUUAAUAUAAUACUGAUAUUGCUCAUUAAUAGUCUUAGUAAACAUUUUGAAUCUCAUUUAAAUAAAUAAUUACCUCAGGUAAAUCUCAUAAAUAGUGCAAUCGAUGUUAUAUAUAAAUAUAUGUACUGCAUAAAAAAGUAUAAACAAAAAUAUUAUUGACAUGACUUUUAUAUUUUUAACACAGUCACUAUUGAAAAAAAAAAGGAUAAAAAAAUUAAAUGUCAGUUAUAAAUUUUUGAAUCAUAUUAAUAGCAGACUUUUGUAUUAACUUUUAGUUCCGUUAAAUAAGAAAAAGCUACAUGUUAAGUGACAAUAAAUCUUGCCGUAUUUAUAUAUGUAUUUUUUUUUAGUCAAGGAUAAUGAAGCAACUUAAUAUUAUUCAUUCAUAUAAAUAUUAUUGUCAGAUGUUAUCCGUUAUGUGAGAUCUAAAUAAUUCAUUUUUUUAUCGGUGUAUCAUGUACUCAUAAAUACAACUUAUAGGGAAUAUUUAAUUUUAUAAAUAUUUUUUUAAAAUAAUUCCGCGACAUUGGCCAAAUAUUUAUUAUUGUAAUGAAUAAUAAAAUAUGUUCGUUUUUUUCAUUUUUAAUGAAGAUAAACUUGAGAAUUAAAAAUUACUAGUUUUGUCAAUAAAUAACUUUGUCGGCUAUUUCUCGCACAUACACUACAUUAUAUGGAUAAAAUGAUAUUUCUUGAAUUUCGAAAUAAUAAUUAUCAACAGUAUACCAGAAAUGUUGGAUGUACCCACACACAUAUAUAUAUAUAUAUAUAGGUAUAUAUGGCCUAAGUGUGCGGAAUUUCACACAAAAAUUGUGAUAAUUAAUAUUUCUUUUUCUUGUUGUAUCUUUUAUACUAUUGUUUAUGUUUAUUUGUAUUUAAUAAUAUGAAUCUUGCCAGAGAUGUUUUGUUAAUCAUUGAUUAUUAAUUAAUAUUGUCAAUGGUGUGAAU